GUUCAUCGCGGCCGCGGGCACGUAUGUAUCUCUCCUGCAUUUGCCAUUCCAUUCCUGAUCUCGCCCUCCUCCUCACGGGCUCGCCUCCACCACUUCCUCCUCUAUGCGUCGCAUGAUCCCACGACACGGCUCCCGGUGAUGCCGCCGGCGGUGGCCGUGGCGUCGGCGCCGAUGCGCGGCGGCGAAGGCACCAAGGCCACGGCGCGGCGCCCGGGCCGCACGCUGGCCGGGCGCCGGCGGCGGGCUGCCGUGCUGCUCCUCGCGCUAUCGUACGCGGCAGCUAUGCUCAUGCUAUUCCUAUGCGCUGGCGGCUCGGGUCUGAGCAGUGCCGGUGGGAGCGGCUUGGUGGGCCGCCGGCCGGCGGCGCCAGCGCCACCCGGGUCAGUGUACCGCAGCCACCUCGUGUUCGAGCGUCUCCUGCCGGACAUGCGCGCCUCUGUGUCGCGUCCUAACCCUGUGAGUGAUGUUUCCUGUAUUGUUCCACGGGACUCGAAUUUAAUGACAACGCAUUACAAAAAAUCUGGGAAGCGAUGGGUACCUUGCAUCAGCAAGAGGAUGGCACAAUCAGCGUUACCACCUUCAAAUGGUUUUCUCGUAGUUGAGGCAAAUGGUGGUCUGAAUCAGCAACGUAUUUCUAUUUGUGAUGCUGUUGCUGUGGCCAGCUUACUUAAUGCAACUCUUGUCACCCCAGCUUUUCAUUUGAAUAGUGUUUGGCGUGAUUCCAGCAAAUUUGGUGAUAUCUUUGAUGAAGAACAUUUUAUUAAGACACUCCGAAAACAUGUAAGGGUUGUCACAGAACUUCCUGAAGAUGUUUCUGCGCAGUUUGACCAUAAUAUCAGCAAUAUACCGAAUAUGAGAACUAAAGCCUUCUCAUCUCACAGUUACUACCUAGAGAAGGUGCUUCCCAAAAUGUUGGAGCUAGGAGCUGUGCGUAUUGCUCCUUUCUCAAAUAGAUUGGCUAAUUUAGUUCCAUCAAAUAUCCAUGCGUUGAGAUGUUUGGCAAACUAUGAGGCAUUGAGAUUUUCCGUACCCAUAAGAAAUCUUGCAGAUAGUAUGGUUGGCCGAAUGAUCAAGAAGAGUUCUUUGACUGGUGGGAAGUACAUGUCUGUGCAUCUUCGUUUUGAAGAGGAUAUGGUAGCUUUCUCAUGCUGUACAUAUGACGGUGAUUGGAAGGAGAAUAUUGCAAUGGAGAAUGCUCGUGAAAGGAGCUGGAGAGGCAAGUUUCACCGACCUGGUCGAGUGAUAAAUCCUGAGGCUAACCGGAGGAAUGGGAGAUGUCCUUUAACUCCUCUAGAGGUUGGAAUGAUGCUGCGUGGCAUGGGAUUUGACAAUACUACCUCCCUCUAUGUUGCCUCCGGUAAAAUAUACAAUGCUGAAAAGUAUAUGACUCCUCUUCGCCAGUUGUUUCCACUUUUACAAACAAAGGAAACACUCACUUCACCUGAGGAGCUUGCACAGUUCAUGGGGCAUUCUUCUAGACUGGCAGCAUUGGACUACACAAUCUGUCUACAGAGCGAAGCAUUUGUAACAACUCAAGGAAGCAAUUUCCCUCAUUUCCUGAUGGGGCAUCGGCGUUAUCUGUAUGGAGGGCAUGCAAAGACAAUAAAACCGGAUAAACGGAAAAUGGUGCUACUCUUUGAUAACCCAGACAUCAGAUGGGAUCGGUUCAAGCACCUCAUGCAGGAUAUCCGUCGCCACAGUGAAUCGAAAGGUUUUGGGUUCAGGAAACAUGAUGGUUCGAUAUACAACCUUCCGAUGCCUGAAUGCAUGUGUCAGCAAGCUGAAGCAUGAUUAGAGUAGCAAUUUAUGUAGUACUUGUAACUUGCAAGUAGCAGUUAUGCAUAGAAAUUUGUUACUUUUUUAUGUAGGUAGAGUAGUAGACUAUAGAGAUGCCAGAUCGUGUGGUUGUUGAUUGGAAAAUCCAACCCAGAGAUGCAAUUAUGCCGUAAGAAAUCAAAGAGAGAAUAGUUCAGAAUAUUACGCAGUGUAUAUCGAUUAUAAUUUCCAAACUGAUAUUUAAGUUGGAAUUUUUUUGCCUGGUGCUAAUGGAAAUACAAAAAAUGUUCUAGA
This is a messenger RNA of Lolium perenne, 2070 nucleotides long. Its product is annotated as O-fucosyltransferase 9. NCBI's taxonomy places the organism in Eukaryota, Viridiplantae, Streptophyta, Magnoliopsida, Poales, Poaceae. The record is from RefSeq and is a predicted model, not a curated record.